CGCGAUGCGAGCAUGACGCGUGAGCGGGCCGCUGCGGAAUGUGCAAGUCAUCCGAGUCAUCUACGGUCACGAUUGCCGUUUCACGAUCGGACCUCUCGUCGUCGAGGGAAACGGCGCGCGACCCGAGUCCUCUCCUCUGCGCUCUACGCAGCAUCCGCACGCGCUCUUCUGCUUGAUCUCACCUUACCGUACAUCUCCUUUAUUCCACGUAUAAAUCUUUCAUGAGAAAGAGAAAAAACUGCGUCUCGAAUACCCCGAGUCAUUCGGACAUUGUCGUCGAUGCAUGACACGACAUAUUGAUAAUGACUUAAAGAUAAGGGGGAGGUGGAGAGGGAGAGAGAGACAGAACGUGUAUACUUGUGUAUAUGUUUAUUAUUUGAUUUAAUAUUGCUAAAGUAUGUAUAAGAUUGAAGACGCGAGGUACAAGUGUAAAAGAAUCGAGUUCACGUCCACCGUGUUAUCAAAAUCUCCGCAUCGCCGAACUAAUCAAGUUUCGAAAGUUUCUGUUCGGAUACGUAGUAAAAAAAACAUUUUGUACUUGUGUUAAAAUCGGGCCCUUGUUAAAAUUUUCGUGUUAAAUUUUUCAACAUACCUGCGCGUUAAUUUAACAUAUUGCGUGUAUUAUUUUAACAUUUUGCAUUGUAUCGUUAUUCAAUACGUGUGAGUGUUAAAUUAACACAUUUUCGCGCAUACUUCAAUGUCGAUCAGUGUAUUAAUUUUGUGUUAAUUUUGGACAUAAUACUUGUGUUGCUAAUUCAUUCAAAUAAGUUAUUGACAACCGUUGUAAUGUCUGGAUGGAAAUACAAAGGAAAUAUGUUAUUUGACUUAAAGAUAUUUAUAUUGUUUGAGGGACAAUCCUAUUUGUUGAAUCAAACAUUCAUUUCCUUGCUCUAAUCCAAACGACAAAUUUCUUUCAAUUAAAGAGACCAAGGAAGUUUGAAAUUUCGAAAAAAUCAAUUUUCGGUUUUUUGCAUAUUCCGAUACUGUGAUCCCUUAGAAAUAUCUUCCCCGUUUGUCUUUUUGAAAAAUUCGUCAAACUGAAGUCAAGAGAGCGUAAAAACGUGACAGGCGGCCGAUCGAACGCAGGUAGUCGCGCGGCCGAACGGUCCGGACGUUAUUCGAAUUCUUCGAAUUCUUUUCUCCCAUUUGCGCUUUGCCCCUUGAAUAUAACAGAAGGGAUGUAUCGAGAGUUCGUCGCAUUGCGAUCGAUUUUACUAUAUAAAUACUAUAAAAAUGUCUUCGUCGAAGAGCGAAAAGAAGAAUCCGCCGUAUGUCCGUUCGAAGCAACCGCGAGAAAAACGCUUGCGCGACAACCUUGGAAGCGUACGAAAAUUACGAGAAAUCGGACGAUAAUCCGCUGUGCCAUCCGCUGCGUCGAAGAGAAAAUUGAGUUCAGAUCGCGAUACAAGUGCGCGUAAAAAUCCGAACAUUGCGUAUGAAACGAUGAACUCUGUGACUGUUUUUAAUGCGCUAAGUGAGUACCGUUCGCGUGCAAGGUUUGCGAAGGAGAUGUGAAAUGCAGUCGGUUUUUCUCUGUGUGUACAGCAGUCUUCAGCGCGCACCGAUGAAGUGUGCAAGACGGGUUGAUCAGAUUUGCUGGAGUUUUGAAAUCAAAACAUCACCCGGAGCGAUCUCUCUCCCCCAGGCCGAGUUUCUUUCGCUCCACGUUCAAUUACAACAUAUUCGACGGUGACUGACGUGCGGAGCAGCGCGGAACAGUUUUCGCGAAAUCGGAAGCGACCGGCGAGAGUCGCAGCCUCACGGACUCGAUCACCCGAAAGACGUUCUCCAAGACCUCCCCGAGACUCCGCUCGGGACCUCUCGCGGGACGUUCGCGCGCUCCCCGUCGACUCUGUCCCGUUUCCCAUAAAUCUUCACACGCGCUUCGUUCACAUUUCUUACCGAGUCACGCUCACGUUGGAUCGCCAGUCGGGCGCUAUCGGUGCGCGCGGACAAAGGUGCACGUGUGUCGUGCGUAAUCUACGGUAAAUCGUGACGAAGCGAUCUCGCUCGCUCGCUCACAGCGGCGGCCGUUGCGAGAAAGUCCCGCCCGUCGUUCGGACUGUGCGCGGCUGCUGCUCGCGCGCUGAUCGUCGUUCGCCCGAGAACACGUGCGUAUGUAAAUCGUCUAUCCAUUCGCACGCACGCACAUACAUCAGUACGCGUCCCGCCUGUGCCUCCUGCCUGACUGAAGGCGCGCGCGCGUGCGACGACGCCAGCGUCCGGUGACGCCGCAUCUAUCGCGAUCGCCGCAGCCGUCGCUGCCGAGGUGAAGGAGAGAUGCCUGCGUCAUCGGCGUGUAUCUACCGUGAGAUCGAUCGCAACGACGAAACAUGAUCACGCCGUCGGCUCCUCGCUCCUCUGCCGUCUUCUCGUCGCGUGUCCAGUGAUUUCUCAGCGCUAGAUUGCCCGCGAUCUGGCGAGCCGGCUCUCAUUUUAAUGGAUGGAGAGAAAGAUUGCCGGCGGCAGAAAGGGGCUCAGGGCAGCUCCCACCAGGCUCACAGCAAUGCGUCAAAUUCGCUGUCCGUAUCAGGGGAAGAAGCGGAUUGGGAGGACGCGCUCAGCACGGAGAAGCACGGCGACCUCGGCGACAUGACGUUCUGCAUGGCCAACUAUGUGAAGGAAGCCAUGAAGAUGAUGUUCAUGAUGCGCACUCAUCAUAUGCUGACUGAUGUGAUACUUGAAGUUGGUACCGAAUUGUUCCACGCGCAUAAAGUUAUUUUAGCAGCUGCUAGUCCCUACUUUAAGGCGAUGUUUACCGGAGGAUUGAAGGAGUGCGAGAUGACAAGAGUGAAGCUCCAAGGAGUCUGCCCAACCGCAAUGGCUCGCUUGAUGUACUUCAUGUAUACUGGAGAAAUAAGAGUUACUGAGAUUACCGUGUGUUCGCUGCUCUCAGCAGCCACCAUGUUCCAAGUUACCAAUGUGAUAGACGCGUGCUGCGUGUUCCUGGAGAGACAGCUGGACCCGACGAACGCGAUCGGCAUCGCGAACUUCGCCGAGCAGCAUAGCUGCCAGGAUCUGUACCACAAGGCGAACCAGUUCAUCGUCCAGCACUUCAACCAGAUAUGCCAGGAGGAGGAGUUCCUGCAACUCUCGGCCAUCCAGCUGGUGUCGCUCGUCAGGAAGGACGAGCUGAACGUGCAGGAGGAGCGGGAGGUGUACAACGCCGUGCUAAAGUGGGUCAAGUACAACGAGGAGGCGAGGCGGCCGAAGAUGGAGCAUAUACUGCACGCGGUGCGCUGCCAGUACCUCACGCCGAACUUCCUGCGGGAGCAGAUGAAGAACUGCGACGUGCUGAAGAAAGUACCGGCCUGCCGCGAGUAUCUCGCGCAGAUCUUCAAGGAUCUGACGCUGCACAAGAAGCCGGUGGUGAAGGAGCGCACGCCCAACACGCCCCGGGUCAUCUACAUCGCCGGCGGUUUCCUCAAGCACUCGCUCGACGUGCUGGAAGGCUACAACGCCGACGACAAGUCUUGGACGCAGCACGCGAAGCUGAUCGUGCCGAGGUCCGGCCUGGGCGGCGCCUUCCUCAAGGGCAUGUUCUACGCGGUCGGUGGCAGGAACAAUUCACCGGGAAGCAGACGUUCGCGUGAUGUUUUCAGGUACGACAGCGACUGGGUCGACAGGUACAACCCGGUGACGGACCAGUGGCGACCGUGCAGCCCGAUGUCGGUGCCGAGGAACAGAGUAGGCGUCGCCGUAAUGGACGGCCUGCUGUACGCCGUGGGCGGCAGCGCGGGCGCCGAAUAUCAUAACAGCGUCGAAUGCUACGACCCGGAUCAGGAUACGUGGACCAGCGUCAAGCCCAUGCACAUCAAGAGAUUGGGCGUGGGAGUGGCGGUAGUGAACAGAUUGCUGUACGCGAUCGGUGGCUUCGACGGAAAGGAGCGGCUCAGCUCGGUGGAGUGUUACCACCCCGAGAACGACGAAUGGACGAUGGUGUCUACUAUGAAGUGCAGCCGUUCGGGCGCCGGGGUGGCUAGCUUAGGUCAAUACAUAUACGUUAUCGGCGGAUACGACGGGAACUCGCAGUUGAACUCGGUGGAGAGAUACGACACGGAACGCGACGUGUGGGAGUACGUGAGCAACGUCAGCAUCGCCCGCAGCGCGCUCAGCGUCACCGUUCUCGAUGGCAAACUAUAUGCGAUGGGUGGAUACGACGGUGCGACGUUCUUGAAUAUAGUGGAAAUUUACGACCCCGUCAAGGACCAGUGGAUCCAAGGUGUUCCUAUGACUUCGGGGAGGUCCGGUCACGCCAGUGCGGUGUCGUACUACCAGUGUCCCAUGCAUUGCGAUCACUUGGACCACAACAUCACGUUGGAGAGACCGCCGUCGUGAUACUGGAACGGGCGGUUCUUCUUCUUGAACAACGCUCGCGAGUAAACAACGGCCGAGUCAGUCCUCCGUGUCGCUAUGGAAGUGUACACAAAGUGGAGAAAUAGGACCGUGACGAUGACGGAAGAUACGAUACAGAGAUCGGGACGAUUUCGUGAGAGGGCGAUCGACGUUUGUGCGGAGAACUCGACUGAGAAUUGUAUUUAUAUAGUGUAAUGUACCGAACGGCACACGAAGUGUGUCGUCGAAUCGGACCAAGUCUGAAAGUUACGAAACCGGCUGGCGAAAGACAUUCUUGAGAGGGAAAACGUCAACUUCUCUCGUUUCUCUUAUUUUACCGCGACGGCUCGACUUGCUGAAGGAUCAAAAUUCGCCUUGUCCACUAGGAUAGAUCAGACUGUAAUACGUUUUUAUAGCCUCGAUCAUGGACGACUCUGUAAUUAAUAUAAUUGUACAUAUGUCGCAUGUAAGAAAGUUAUUUUCAAAGAA
Messenger RNA from Dinoponera quadriceps, 4824 nucleotides. It is a transcript of the gene Keap1, whose product is annotated as kelch-like ECH-associated protein 1. The coding region runs from base 2440 to 4338 and encodes 632 amino acids. The transcript has 7 exons. Gene Ontology annotation, molecular function: protein binding. The record is from RefSeq and is a predicted model, not a curated record. Lineage: Eukaryota; Metazoa; Arthropoda; Insecta; Hymenoptera; Formicidae.